Chironomus riparius is the source of this 2002-nucleotide messenger RNA. NCBI's taxonomy places the organism in Eukaryota, Metazoa, Arthropoda, Insecta, Diptera, Chironomidae. The record is from the annotation of a GenBank genome assembly.
AAAAUAUUAGUGACAAGAGCUAGCUGGGUGAAAAAAACGUAAACAUCAGUGUGAUUAUUUUAAAAAUGCUAAAAAUGAGCGAGGACGACAUUAUCUAUGCAGUCCUGCUGAUUCUUGGCAUUGCUUUUGGUCAAUUCUAUCGAAAAAUCAACGAUGCAGGACUCAAAAAGAUUAUUGGAACUGUUUUUGGACUUGUUACUAUAUUUUACACAAGCGGUUUUCAAUCACUUCACAUCUUUAUCAGUUUUAUAGUCUGUUGCUUCAUAAUUAAGUAUGAUCAGAGGAGAUGUCAUUUAAUAUGCUUCUGGUUUAUGAUGAUUUAUCUCUUAUUCUUCCGAAUGGUUGGUCUUAUUGGACUUCCAGUUCCUGCUGGACACACAAACAUGAUCCAAAUGAUAUUGACACUUAAGAUCAUUGGCUUUGCAUUCGAGAAGAACUCGGUGUUGACAAAAAUUAAAGAAGCUGGAGAUAAAUUGGAACUAUCAGCAUCUGAUAAGGAAAUAAGGAACAGUUCCUUCAUUGAUAUCUUCCAUUAUUGCUUCAACUAUAUUGGAAUGUUGACUGGUCCAUACUUUACUUACCGUACCUUUUAUGAUUACUUUAAUUAUCCAUUCUACAAACAUGCUGACUGUUUUAAAGCUACAUUACAAAAACUAGCUUGGGUUCCAUUUUAUGCUGGAUUAUUCCUACUCACUUCCUACAUCUGGCCAUCAGAAUACAUGGAAACAACUGAAUUUUAUGAAUCUCGCUCAUUCCUUUACCGAUUAUUCUAUGUCUGGCCAACAUUCUUUAUCUUUAGAAUGAGAAUUUACGCUGGAAUCACAUUGGCUGAAUGUAUGUGUAUUAGUGCAGGCUUGGGAUGUUAUCCUAAAGUACUAGAGGCUAAAUGUGGUCAUGGACCAUCAACGGCAAUCACCAAAGAAAUUGUUGAUAGCACUGAAAAGCAUGAAUAUGAUUUUGAAACCAUUGAGAAUAUAAAUGUGCCGAACGUUGAAAAAUGUUGGACAUUCAGAGAAGCUAUGAAGCACUGGAAUAAAUGUGUACAGUAUUGGCUAGCUAUGUAUGUCUACAAGAGAUUCCCAAGUAAAAAGUAUCGUGUCAUGGCUACAAUGGCUGUAUCUGCUUAUUGGCAUGGAAUUCUUCCUGGACAUUAUUUCUGUAUCCUUGGACCGAUUGUUUAUCUUCCGGUUGAGGAUGUGCUCCUUAAAGUCUUCAAGUCUGAUGACCCAAAUACCCAAAAAAUCUUUAAUAUCAUCACUUGGAUCUUUAAAUUCUUUGCAUUCAGCUAUUUAGGAACAGCUUUCGUACUUAAGGAUGUCAGGAAGAUUUGGCAUUUUUACAGUUCCGUCUAUCAUUUUGGAUACUUCUUCUGGCUUACUUUGUACCUGAUUUGCUCAUUUAUUUACACGCUUAAAAAGAAGGCUCAGAAACGAACAGUUAAAGAUACUGAAAAGAAAGGAGAAUAAUUGAAUUAUUAUAGAAUCUAUUCCGUCAAAUUUAUAAUUUACCAAUAAUACUCUUGAUUUGAAUUUAUACAAUUGGCAUUUAGUUCCGAUUUUUAAUUAAACUUUUAUGUAUUUUGUUGUGCUUUGUUUAUUGCAAAACCCUUUUUUUACGUUGCAUGACCUGCUUUAAGUUUGCUAGAGACAGUUUUUAAUCAUUUAGAUUAAUUAUGUGUAAUGUGAGGAUUUUAUAGCCAAAUGAGAAUUAAUGUAAAAUAAAGCAAUUGAUUAGUGAACCAUUUUAAGAAUUCAAAUGUUUAAGGAACCGUCUCCAGUGUGUCACGAAGCAUUCAAAAAAAGUUCCUAUAUCCAAAAAUGCCACAUACUCAGCAUAGCUAUAGGAACUAUGCUCAGGAUUUAGGAAUAUACUAAUUCAACAAUAUAGCAAGGGUCAGACACUCCAAAGUAUUGUACGGUAUUGUACAAUACUUACAAUAUUUUCCAUACAAGUAUUGUAGUAUUGUACAAUACCUACAAUACUUACAAUACUUGCCAUAUAA